Trichobilharzia regenti is the source of this 1191-nucleotide messenger RNA. The record is from the annotation of a GenBank genome assembly. NCBI's taxonomy places the organism in Eukaryota, Metazoa, Platyhelminthes, Trematoda, Strigeidida, Schistosomatidae.
AUGGCUAAAAAUGGUGAAAGAAAGAAGCGCGAUGUCUCACUUUUCCACCGGAUCGCUGCUUCUUCGGUUGGUGGGAUAAUGACAGCUUUUGUUAUGACACCCCUAGACGUCUUGAAAGUGCGGAUGCAGUCCCACCGAGUGUAUUCGGAUAGCAAAUGUCUUACUUAUUGCAAUGGGCUAAUAGAAAGGCUUUGCACAUGCUCACUUAGUCCUAACACGUGCGCUGUUUCGUGGUCAAAAAAUGCUAUGAAAUGUUCUGGCAGAUGGAAUUGGUUUACCUCCAAUGAAUCUCACUGUUGUUCCACAUGUGUCCUGCAUUCUGAAAAUCCAUCCUUUGUCACAUUCUACCGGCGUACCCCAAGCGCUACAGUUACACUCAUGAAAAUUAUUCGUAAUGAAGGUGUUCUAUCACUAUGGAGUGGACUUUCACCAACACUUGUAAUGACUCUUCCUCAAACUGUUAUCUACUUUACUGUUAAUGAUUGGUUAAAACAUCAAGUUGGAUAUACUUCAAAAACCAAGCAUAAAUCAAUGCCAAAUAUAACUGAACAGAAUUACGCCUCUGCUAAGCAUUUUAUCCCACCAUUAGUAGGUGGUGUAUCACGAGUAUUUGCAGUUAUGGCUAUCUCACCAAUUGAAUUGUUACGGACAAAAAUGCAGGCAAAGAAAAUACCCUACCGAGAAAUAACAACAUUGCUUGCUACAACAGUGAAACAGGAUGGUAUAAAGAGUCUGUGGUUAGGCGCCGGGCCAACUCUUCUACGUGAUGUCCCGUAUUCUAUGAUAUUUUGGUUAACCUAUGACUAUAUGAAAUCGCAUCAUAUCAAUGAUCAAACAAGGCUUAAUUUACUACCACACAAUACAUUACCAAAUACUAUUGAUGCAGUACAAUUCACUUAUGCAUUAAGUUUUGGAGCAAUGGCUGGCUUGAUUUCUGGAGUAUUAACGCAUCCUUUCGAUGUGAUUAAAACGCAUAGACAAGUUGAUUUUGGUAAUCAUUCACUAGCAUGUAGUCAUUCUUAUCCAACAUCAACAUGGGCAUCAUUACUUAAUUUGUACAGAAGAAACGGUCUUCCUGCCUUGUUCUCUGGUUUUACACCAAGAUUGAUUAAAACAACUAGCGCUUCUGCAAUAAUGAUUGCAAUUUUUGAAAGUUUAAAGGAGAAAUUUGUAAAUAUCGGAACAACUUGA